GCUUUGGUGGUCGUCCGAUCUUGGAAAUCAGUCAACGACAGAACGUCACUCGACGACGAACUCCUUCCGCUAGUUAAUAUUCUAAUGUAAACAAAAAUGGAUAAUUCAGUGUUUUUGUUUAUACUCGCAAGCGCGGUGUGCUGUCAGUGCGCUAAUAUUCUUUAUGUGAUACCCUUUACCUCAAAGUCUCAUUAUAUCAUGUUGAGACCAAUUGGUUUGGAGCUGGCCCGCAGGGGACACAAUGUGACAGUGUUUACCGCCUUCAAGGAAACUGACCACGCACCAACCUAUCACCAGAUCAUGGCUGAUGACAAAAAGAUCUGGGAUGUAUCAGAAGGAGGACGACCUAACGUCUUUACAAUGGUGGACAUAUCCGAAGAAUUAUUCUAUGAAAAAAUCCUCUGGGGAGGAGGUUUAGCAUCCACCGAGGUAGCACUCAGUUCGCAACAAAUCCAAGAUUUUCUAAAGCAAGAUCACAAAUUUGAUUUAGUUAUAAGCGAAAUGUUUUUCCAAGAAGCCACGUAUGUUUUGGCACAUAAGUACAACGCUCCUUUGGCUCUGGUAACCACAUUUGGAAACUGCAUGAGAAACAAUAUUAUAAUGAGGAAUCCUCUUCAAUUGGCAACUGUUAUAAAUGAAUUCGUUGCUAUCAAAGAACCACGAAGUUUCCUUGGGAGGUUGAGGAACUUUUACUUUGCUGCUUAUGAGUAUUUUUGGUAUAAAGUUUGGUACAUACGUAAGCAAGAAGAAUUGGCUAAGAAAUAUAUAAGGAACAUGCCGGAACCUGUUCCAAGUUUAGAAGAACUACAGAGGAACGCAUCGCUGUUUUUAAUGAACAGUCAUUUCAGCUUUGACACUCCUGCUGCAUAUUUACCCAAUUUAGUUGAAAUUGGCGGAAUUCAUCUGACUCAUAAAUUUGACCCUCUUCCAAAGGAUUUGGCCGACAUUUUGAACAAGUCAACACAAGGCGUGAUCUACAUGAGUUUUGGAUCAAAUGUCCAUAGUUCAGAACUACCUGUCGACAAGAAGAAAGCCUUCCUGAACGUUUUCAGACGCCUGAAAUACACUGUGUUGUGGAAAUGGGAAGAAGAAAGUUUAGAGGGCAAACCUGAUAAUCUGAUUAUAAGAAAAUGGCUGCCGCAAAAAGAGAUCUUAGCUCACCCGAACGUCAAAGUAUUUAUAUCUCACGGUGGACUGAUCGGGACACAAGAAGCAGUAUUCCACGGGGUUCCAAUCAUCGGUGUCCCCAUAUACGGAGACCAGUACAACAACCUUCUGCAGGCUCAGGAAGCUGGCAUGGGCAGAAUCCUACAGUAUCAUGAUAUCAACGAAGAAAAUCUAGAAGCUGCCUUACGCGAAGUCUGCGAAAAAGACUCUUACAAAAUCAAAGCCAAAGAGUUGUCAGCCAGGUUCCAAGAUAGACCGUUCACAGCACUACAAACUGCUAUGUACUGGAUUGAGUAUGAUAAAAAUAAUGGUGCUGAUUACAUGAAGAACCCAGCGCGUAAUCUUAGCUGGGUUGAGUAUCACAUGGUCGAUGUUUUUGCGUUCUUUUUGGCGAUCGCUGUAGCAUUCAUUUUUGUUGUUGUAAAAAUCAUCAAAGUCAUCAAGUAUUUUGUUACAAAAGAAACAACUGUCAAAAAGAAAUCGAAACGCAGUUAAAAUAUUUGCGACGUUGCUAUAUAAUUAUAUUUUUUAACUACAAUAAAUAGUGAUACGUGUUAUUGUUUUAUUUAACGAGCGUAGUCAAAAAAACAUUUUAUUGAACGGAUGAUUAUUGAUUAUUCAAAAUAUUUAAACGCGUGUACACGGCCUGUAGCUAAGAGUACAAAUAGUUCAUAGUUCAUAGUUAUCUCUCUCUGUCGCUCUUCCGUACAUCCUCUGUAUAUCAGCCAUCCGUUCUUGGUACGUACGUAUGUAAUUUUUAAUAUAGGAACGAUGUUAAAUAUUAGAUCUUAUAAUGAUAUGGAUCGGAUACUUCUGUGGGACUACUAUUUAGAUUAAAUAAAUUGGAAAAUAA
Molecule: messenger RNA, 2020 nt
Organism: Leguminivora glycinivorella
Lineage: Eukaryota; Metazoa; Arthropoda; Insecta; Lepidoptera; Tortricidae
Product: UDP-glycosyltransferase UGT5-like
Molecular function (GO): UDP-glycosyltransferase activity
Source: RefSeq, a predicted model, not a curated record